This is a messenger RNA of Exophiala bonariae, 945 nucleotides long. RefSeq lists its product as uncharacterized. The transcript has a single exon. Bases 1 to 945 code for a protein of 314 amino acids. Gene Ontology annotation, biological process: pyridoxal 5'-phosphate biosynthetic process; amino acid metabolic process; pyridoxine biosynthetic process. Gene Ontology annotation, molecular function: amine-lyase activity. Lineage: Eukaryota; Fungi; Ascomycota; Eurotiomycetes; Chaetothyriales; Herpotrichiellaceae. The record is from RefSeq and is a predicted model, not a curated record.
AUGGGCGACAACAGCAUGUCUUCCACUACCAUCCCUAUCAAUGACUCGUCCUCACCUUCCACGGUUUCCUUUACCGUCAAGGCCGGCCUGGCCCAGAUGCUCAAGGGUGGCGUGAUCAUGGAUGUGGUCAACGCAGAACAAGCUCGUAUCGCCGAAGAGGCCGGUGCUUGUGCCGUCAUGGCGCUCGAGAGAGUACCUGCCGAUAUCCGGAAAGAUGGUGGUGUUGCAAGAAUGUCGGAUCCACAACUCAUCAAGGAAAUCCAAGCUGCAGUGACAAUUCCUGUCAUGGCCAAGGCAAGAAUAGGACACUUUGUGGAAUGCCAGAUCCUCGAGGCACUUGGUGUCGACUAUAUCGACGAAAGCGAGGUUCUCACGCCUGCCGAUAACAAGUACCACGUCGAAAAGAGUCCUUUCAAGGUUCCCUUUGUCUGUGGUUGCCGAAACCUGGGCGAAGCGCUCCGACGGAUUAGUGAAGGGGCUGCCAUGAUCAGAACGAAAGGCGAAGCAGGUACCGGAGAUGUCGUGGAAGCCGUCAAACACAUGCGGACUGUCAAGGCAGACAUUGGAAGGGCACAAGCAGCUUUAGCCGAAGGAGAGGGUGCCCUAAGAGCCCUUGCAAGAGAAUUCGAAGUCGAUCCAGUUCUACUCAAGCAGACUGCCGAGCUUGGUCGAUUACCAGUGGUGAAUUUCGCUGCUGGUGGAAUUGCGACACCCGCAGAUGCUGCCCUGAUGAUGCAGUUGGGAUGUGACGGUGUCUUUGUUGGAAGUGGUAUCUUCAAGUCAGGAAAUGCCGCCAAGAGAGCCAAAGCCAUUGUUCAGGCAACCACCCAUUACCAGGAUGCAAAGGUCCUCGCCGAAUGCAGUGCAGGACUGGGAGAGGCCAUGGUUGGUAUCAACUGUGGUACUAUGGCUGCAGAAGACAAGCUGGCAGGACGUGGCUGGUAG